CGGGUUUACGAUUCUGCGUCCACCGCCGAUUUGGUCCUUAUUUUGCCCGGUCCUAUCAAUUAUACGGGCUCGAUUAUAAUGACGCCUGUACCACAUGACAUAAAACUUUUUCCUCAUCCUGCAGCUACUAUCCCAGUUACAGAUGGAAAUGGCGGCCUGGUUGAGCCUUUAGCUAAAUAAAAGCCGGGAGGAUUGUGCUUUCAUGAGGAAAAACUGCCUCGGAGUUUGCUUUCAAAACGUGACUGGAGUUUUGCGAAGAUGACUCGGUGGUUUCCGACCAAAAGGGAAAAAUACGGAGUGGCAAUCUAUAAUUAUGAUGCGAGAGGAGAAGAGGAGCUUUCCCUUCAAAUUGGAGAUACAGUACAUAUAUUGGAGAUUUAUGAAGGCUGGUUCCGUGGAUACAGGUUGAGACGCAAGUCCAGAAAGGGUGUGUUUCCUGCUAGCUACAUACACCUAAAGGAAGCAAUUGUUGAAGGCAGUGGCCCAAAGGAAACAAUCAUUCCAACAGAGCUGCCACUAGUACAGGAAGUCACUACAACACUUCGUGAAUGGGCCACCAUAUGGCGGGAGUUGUAUGUUGGAGACAAAAGAGAUAUGUUCAGCACUGUCAGGGAUAUGAUUUACUGCUUGAUCGAGUGGAGAUCGCAAAUACUUUCUGGAACCCUCCCACAAGAUGAAUUGAAAGAGCUCAAGCAGAAAGUGACCUCUAAAAUAGAUUAUGGCAACAAAUAUCUUGACUUGGAUUUGGUUGUAAGAGAUGAAGAUGGAAAUAUUUUAGAUCCUGAGCAAGCAAGUACCAUUAAUCUGUUCAGGGCCCAUGAAGCUGCAUCUAAGCAAAUUCAGGACAGAAUCCAAGAAGAAAAGUCUCAGAAGCAAAAUAUUGAUCUGACAAGACAAGCCAAAUUCGCAUCAACACCUUCAUUUGCAUUAUUUGUCACCUUGAAGAAUGUUGUGUGCAAGAUUGGAGAAGAUGCUGAAGUGCUUAUGUCUCUAUAUGAUCCAGUGGAAUCUAGAUUCAUUAGUGAAAAUUACCUAGUGCGAUGGUCCAGUUCAGGAUUGCCAAAAGAUAUAGAUCGGCUCAACAAUCUCCGAUCUGUUUUUACAGAUCUUGGAAGCAAGGAUCUUAAAAGAGAGAAAAUAAGUUUUGUUUGUCAGAUCGUGAGAGUGGGAAGAAUGGAGCUAAGGGAUAACAAUACCCGCAAACUUACAUCAGGAUUACGACGACCAUUUGGUGUGGCAGUUAUGGAUGUAACAGACAUUAUUACUGGAAAAGUAGAUGAUGAAGAUAAGCAGCAUUUCAUUCCUUUUCAGCCGGUGGCUGGAGAGAGUGAUUUCCUUCAGACUGUUAUAAACAAGGUCAUUGCUGCCAAGGAGGUGAAUCAUAAAGGGCAAGGUCUGUGGGUAACUUUGAAGUUGCUUCCUGGAGAUAUUCAUCAAAUAAGAAAGGAUUUUCCACAUCUUGUGGAUCGAUCUACAGCAGUUGCAAGGAAGAUGGGUUUCCCAGAAAUUAUUAUGCCUGGUGAUGUACGAAAUGAUAUUUAUGUCACCCUGGUGCAAGGAGAUUUUGACAAAGGGAGCAAAACAACGCCUAAAAAUGUAGAGGUGACAAUGUCGGUGUAUGAUGAAGAUGGCAAGCGUUUAGAGAAUGUUAUUUUCCCAGGAGCUGGAGAUGAGGGCAUAUCUGAGUAUAAAUCUGUGAUUUAUUACCAAGUAAAACAGCCACGGUGGUUUGAAACUGUAAAGGUGGCAAUUCCCAUUGAGGAUGUGAACCGAAGCCACUUGCGUUUUACAUUUCGACAUAGAUCAUCACAAGACUCAAAAGAUAAAUCAGAGAAAAUCUUUGCCUUGGCAUUUGUAAAACUGAUGAGGUAUGAUGGUACGACACUGAGAGAUGGAGAACAUGAUCUUCUAGUUUACAAGGCAGAAGCCAAGAAAUUGGAAGACUCCACGACAUACCUAAAUUUACCUGCCACCAAGAUGGAGUUAGAGGAGAAGGGAUACACUUCAACAGGAAAAAGUUUGCAAAGUCUUGGAUGCUGCUCAAUUAGUAAAGACUCAUUCCAGAUAUCUACUUUGGUUUGCUCAACAAAGCUUACUCAGAAUGUUGAUCUUCUUGGACUUUUGAAAUGGCGUUCCAACACCAGUUUACUACAGCAGAAUCUAAGGCAGCUGAUGAAAGUUGAUGGUGAAGAAGUAGUUAAGUUUUUGCAGGAUACAUUGGAUGCACUUUUUAACAUAAUGAUGGAAAACUCGGAGAGUGACACCUUUGACACCCUUGUGUUUGAUGCAUUGGUAUUUAUAAUUGGGCUGAUAGCUGACAGAAAAUUCCAGCACUUCAACCCUGUCCUGGAAACCUACAUCCGAAAACAUUUUAGUGCAACCCUAGCUUACACCAAGCUUGCUACCGUCUUGAAGAACUAUGUUGAAAAUGCAGAAAAAUUAACUGAACAACUCUUCAAAGCCAUGAAAGCUUUAGAAUAUAUUUUCAAGUUCAUUGUUCGCUCUAGAGUGCUUUUCAAUCAACUUUAUGAAAAUAAAGGUGAGAGUGACUUUAUGGAAUCAUUAAGAGACCUGUUCAGAUCUUUUAAUGAUAUGAUGAACAGCAACUCUGAAAAUACAGUUAUGGUAAAGGGAGCUGCAUUGAAAUAUGUACCAACUAUUGUGAACGAUGUUAAGCUUGUUUUUGAUCCAAAGGAGCUUAGCAAACUAUUUACAGAAUUCAUUCUGAAGGUUCCACCUGGACGCUUAGUGCGUCAGAAGCUCUACUGUUUGAUUGAUAUAGUUCACAGUGAUCUGUUCACACAGCAUGACUGUCGAGAGGUCCUGCUGCCCCUAAUGACAGAGCAGCUUAAACAGCACUUGGAACAACAUGAAGAACUGGAGGCCUGCUGUCAGCUGCUCAGUGAUAUACUUGAAGUCUUAUACCAAAAGGACGUGGGCCCAACUCAACGUCACAUUCAGAUAAUUAUGGAGAAAUUACUAAGAACAGUAAAUAGAACGGUCAUUUCCAUGGGGCGUGAUUCAGAACUAAUUGGAAACUUUGUUGCCAGUAUGACAGCCAUUUUAAGACAAAUGGAGGACUACCAUUAUGCUCACUUAAUCAGCACCUUUGGGAAGAUGAGAACCGAUGUUGUGGAUUUUCUGAUGGAAACAUUUAUCAUGUUCAAAGAUCUCAUUGGGAAGAAUGUCUAUCCUGCCGACUGGGUAAUAAUGAACAUGAUGCAGAAUAAAGUUUUUCUGCGAGCAAUUAAUCAGUAUGCAGCUGUGCUCAACAAGAGAUUCCUUGAUCAGACCAACUUUGAGCUCCAACUCUGGAACAACUACUUCCAUUUGGCUGUGGCAUUUCUAACUCAGGAGUCUCUUCAGCUGGAGAACUUUUCCACUGACAAACGGGCCAAAAUAUUUCAGAAAUAUCAGGAUAUGAGGCGACAGAUUGGAUUUGAAAUUAGAGAUAUGUGGUAUAAUCUUGGUCCACACAAGAUAAAGUUCAUUCCUGAAAUGGUGGGCCCAAUUUUAGAAAUGACUCUUGUUCCUGAAAUUGAACUCAGAAAGGCCACAAUUCCAAUAUUUUUUGACAUGAUGCAGUGUGAGUUUCACUACACAAGAAGCUUUCAGCGGUUUGAAAACGAGAUCAUCACCAAGCUGGAUCAUGAAGUGGAGGGAGGCCGAGGGGAUGAGCAAUACAAAGUGCUGUUUGAAAAAAUCCUCCUUGAGCACUGUCGAAAACACAAGUACCUUGCCAAAAGUGGAGAGAAUUUUGUCAAUCUGGUUGUAAGACUAAUGGAGCGGCUGUUGGAUUACAGAACAAUCAUGCAUGAUGAAAAUAAGGAAAAUCGCAUGAGCUGUACGGUAAACGUACUGAAUUUUUACAAGGAAAUAGAGAGAGAAGAAAUGUAUAUAAGAUAUUUGUAUAAGUUAUGUGACCUGCACAAAGAGUGUGACAACUAUACAGAAGCUGCCUAUACACUGCUACUUCAUGCAAAACUUCUGAAGUGGUCUGAAGAGGCAUGUGCUGCUCAUCUAACCCAGCGGGAUGGCUACCAAGCAGGAACCCAAGGACAAUUGAAGGACCAACUCUUCCAAGAAAUUAUCAAUUACUUUGACAAGGGCAAGAUGUGGGAAGAGGCUAUAUCUUUGGGCAAAGAACUUUCAGAGCAGUAUGAAACAGAAAUGUUUGAUUAUGAACAACUGAGUACGCUUUUGCAAAAACAAGCACACUUCUAUGAAAGUAUAGUGAAAGUGAUAAGGCCAAAGCCAGAUUAUUUUGCAGUAGGAUACUACGGCCAGGGAUUUCCAACAUUCAUUAGGAACAAGAUGUUUAUUUAUAGAGGAAAGGAAUAUGAGCGACGUGAGGACUUUGAAGCAAGACUGUUGACUCAGUUUCCUAAUUCAGAAAAAAUGAAAACAACAACUCCACCUGGUGAAGAUAUAAGAAACUCCUCAGGACAGAACAUUCAGUGUUUUACAGUAAAGCCAAUAAUGGAGCUUCCUCCAAAGUUUCAGAACAAGGCUGUAUCUGAGCAAAUAUUGAGUUUUUACACUGUAAAUGAAGUUCACAAAUUUCAGUACUCAAGGCCUGUAAGAAAAGGAGAAAAGGAUCCAGACAAUGAGUUUGCAAAUAUGUGGAUUGAAAGAACCACUUAUGUUACGGCGUACAAGUUACCUGGGAUACUAAGGUGGUUUGAAGUCAAAUCAGUGUCUAUGAUUGAAAUCAGCCCAUUGGAGAAUGCUAUAGAAACAAUGCAGUUAACCAAUGAUAAGAUCAACACUAUGGUCCAGCAGCAUUUGAAUGACCCUAACUUGCCCAUAAAUCCUCUUUCUAUGUUGCUGAAUGGAAUAGUGGAUCCUGCAGUGAUGGGUGGAUUUACCAAUUAUGAGAAGGCUUUCUUUACUGAGAGAUACACGCAAGAACAUCCUGAGGAUCAAGAAAAGAUUGAAAAAUUAAAAGACCUCAUAGCUUGGCAGAUCCCUUUCCUCUCUGAAGGAAUUCGCAUUCAUGGUGAUAAAGUGACUGAGGCUUUAAGACCCUUUCAUGAGAGACUAGAAGCUUGCUUCAAGCAGCUAAGAGAGAAAGUGGAGAAGCAAUAUGGGGUUAGGGCUUUGCCAUCUACACUUGAAGAAAAAAGGGGAAGCAGACCUCGAUCUAUGGUGAGGUCUUUUACUCUGCCAUCAUCACAGAGGCCACUCUCUGUCGCAUCAAUUACAUCUUUGACAUCAGAAAGUGUUCCUUCAAGGCCAGGAUCAGAUGGAUUUGUGCUGGAACCUCUUUUACCAAAAAAGCACUCUAAGUCACAGGACAAACUGGACAAAGAUGAUUUUGAAAAAGAUAAGAAAGAAAAGAAGAAGGAGAAGAGGAACAGUAAACACCAGGAGAUAUUUGACAAGGAGUUUAAAGCUACAGAGAUCUCCUUGCAGCCCACUGAGGCUGUAAUCCUUUCUGAAACGAUCAGUCCUUUAAGACCCCAAAGGCCAAAGAGCCAAGUUAUCAAUGCAAUGUCAGAAAAUAGGCGUAUUUCAGUUUCUCCAGCAAAUACAACCUCUUCUUCUGGACCACCACCUGUUACUCCAAGACCAAAGCUUACUUUCAGCAUGCAACUUGACUCAAACUUUGAGCUAAAUGGCACGAGCAAACCAGAUGUCCCACCCCCUCUCCCUGUUAAAGGUAGCACUGCAGAUUAUGGAAAUAUUAUGGAUAAUCAAGACUUGGCAAGUCCGACCACACCUCCACCACCUCCCCUACAUCACAGGCACUUACCACCUCCACUACCAAGCAAGACGCCACCUCCUCCACCUCCUAAAACGACCCGCAAGCAAACGUCUGUUGACUCUGGAAUUGUACAGUGAGAGCAAGUGGAGAAAUCACAAACCAUUUGGUGUAUUAUUUUUUUCUCCUUUUUUAAUUGCAUCAUUUGUUUUAAAAGGAUUACCUCAUUUGGGCCUGCACAAUUUUUUUUUUAUUUUUUUUUUGCUGGUAAUUCUGUUGCAGGUUGGAGUUUCUUCUUUCUGCCCAGAAUAUUAGACAGUCCUUAGCUGCUGAGUAGUGAAUGCUAACUAAUGCUAAAACAUUGAAGCAUAAGCGUGCUGUACUAAAUGAGUUAUUGUUUGCUUCCAACACUGUCUUUUGGGUAAACCUUUAGUACUGUAAUGAAUGACCUGGUAAUGGAGAAUUGAAUUUUAUUGAAUUGCUACUCUGUUCUUGCUUAAUCAUUGUGUACAGAGGUUUGUAAAUAUGAUUUUAUGUUUUUUAAAUAUAUUUUAUGAUGCCGAUUUUUAUCCUACUAAUACAAUAAUGUGUAAGUGAUAUAACCUCAAAGCUAUAAAAAGGGCCUUUACAUUUUCAAGCAACAGGGACUGUAAACUACUAGCAAACAGCAGAUGACUUUUAUAAAUGGUAUUUAACAGGUUAGAAUAUAUGGGACAUUGGGGAGAGAGUCUGACUAACUUAGCUUUCACUGUUCUCACUUGGUGUUAUCAUUUUAUAUGAUCCACACUUUUAAUCUGUAACUAUGAAAUAGGAUAGUUUUAAAAAUCACUACUGACUGAGAAAUAAAAAAGUUUAUGCAUUUUUUUUAA
Molecule: messenger RNA, 6573 nt
Organism: Erpetoichthys calabaricus (reedfish)
Lineage: Eukaryota; Metazoa; Chordata; Cladistia; Polypteriformes; Polypteridae
Gene: dock1
Product: dedicator of cytokinesis 1
Exons: 52
Coding region: 259-5844 (1861 amino acids)
Biological process (GO): small GTPase-mediated signal transduction; cell migration
Cellular component (GO): cytoplasm; plasma membrane
Molecular function (GO): guanyl-nucleotide exchange factor activity; small GTPase binding
Source: RefSeq, a predicted model, not a curated record